ACGGUUAUGAAGAAUGGUUGGUUGGCAAUUUAAUUCUAAAGGCCCUCUCCUCUCCUCUAACCUCAAAUCUUGCAGUUGCGCUAGGCAUCCAAUUCACUUCUCUGAAAAUCGCAACUAAGAUCAUUCAUUGUCCUUCGUGUCCUUCCUUCCUCUCCUCCCGUGCUUGGGUUGGGUUGGGUUCCUCCAUAGCGUAGCAUAGCAUAGCAUAACAGCGGAGGGUCUGUUUUGUGGGUGUGUUCUUGUUGGUAAAUCAUGAGCAUAUUCUCACUCUGUGUUCGGGUCUGACGGGACGACCGCUCAAGGUUUAAUAAUUAUAACUUCGCCAACCGGCAACCUCGAAUCAUCAAAACCCCUCCUCCUCCUCCUCCUGUCUGACAAUCCUCCGCUACUCACCUCACAUCCUAUGUACUUCUGAUUGAUUGCUCUGAACUGAAGUGCCAAACUUCCAUUUAUUAUGGCUGCUCACCUCCACCGAGCACAGUCAUUGCUCCCACCUCAGAUUCACCACCCACUGAUCUUGUCAGACCAGUUUCGUCAAGAAGGGACUACUGCUUCUUCUUCCUCUUCUGGGUCGAACUCGGAAUCAGGUCCGACCUCGCCUUCAUCUGCUUCAGGAAACAGAGGAGGAGACGAGGACGACAUCGAAAUGGACGAUGGGUUCACAGCUGAGUUGACCCGCCGUAUGGCUCAUUACAUGCUUCAGGAGGAGGACGAUGACCGCUUGCCUCGGCCCAGCAUUGGCCUCUCGGCCCUCCCCCAGCAGUGCCAGGAGUCAUGGGGUCCAGCUGAUGUUUCGAUUUCACCUCACUCUCCCUUCUGGUCACCUCCGGUCACCCCUCCCGUGGAGUCCGAGAUGGAACGUGCCGGGGAAGUUCUUCCAUACCACCUAAUCAAUCGAUUCAAGAAGAUGGAAGUAUCAGCCACGAGAGGUCUUGAACGUCCUGACAGUUAUUCACUGAGGACCAAAGCACCUCCCAAGCCCGCUUCACGCAAGUACAAUCCGAAUCUAGUUCACCACUCGAAUCGGGCCAUUUUGGAGGACAUAGAACUUCGAGGACCUCCGCAGUUCAAUCUACCAAUGCCGGCCAAAACCGAGCAAAGGACCAGUGGGCGAUCUCAUCUGCAGCAUCAGCUCAACCAUCAGGUAUCGGGAUCGGGUAUGCAGGCAGUAUUCCUUAGCAAGUGGGGUUCUGGAAGCAGGUCUUGCGGGACCGGCGUGUUCUUGCCCCGUGGAGCUGGCAGUUCUGCUGAAUCGCGGAAAAAACCCAGGUGUUCGACGGUUCUGAUUCCUGCUAGAGUGGCCCAGGCCUUAAUGACGCACUUUGAGAGGAUGAAUUCUCAGCCACGGGCGAGUAUCGAUGGAAGAUUGGGAGGAUUGAAAUUCCAACAGAAGAGCCAGUCCCAGGCGGCUCCAGCCCUUAACAAUAACGACACGGGCCUUCCCCACGAAUGGAUCUAUUGACACCCCUCUUUGAUCCUGUAGGCUGACAUAAGGAUGAUCGUUUUCGCUGUCGGAGAACAGGAUGAAUAAAGAGCGAAAUCGAAGGCAUAGCUCAGACUUUUUGUUCAGGGUACUUAUCUACAGUAUUGGUAGUAGCAGUAGUAGUAGAGGAAGGUGGGAUUAUAAUUAAUAAAUGAUAAAAAAGAGCCAAGUAUGGAAUGGGGUUGGGGUCUCUCUACUCUGCAAUCUGUCUUGCUCCUUAACAAAUAAAUAAAAAUCAUAUGCCCGAUCUGGUUCUACAAUUAUUCAA
Messenger RNA from Punica granatum (pomegranate), 1751 nucleotides. The record is from RefSeq and is a predicted model, not a curated record. NCBI's taxonomy places the organism in Eukaryota, Viridiplantae, Streptophyta, Magnoliopsida, Myrtales, Lythraceae.